UAUUAUUUCGAAAGUUUCUCUCCAAAUUACUACAAACACAUAACUACCAGACAUAAUGAAAUACAGUUUAUAGUAAUACCAUGUCGUAAAUUAAGUAUUGUACCAUCUCUGUAUGAUGGUGACCAAGACCCGGCUCCGAAAUUUUUCUCUUCCAACGUACAAACAUUGUUAAAACGAUUAACAAGAGUGGACUUUUCCAAAGUAUUUCGUAAAAGGACGAAUCAAGGCCGGGAUGUGCUCAAAACUCCGACAUAUAAAUUCUUAACCACCGAGGAGCUCGAAGCGGAAAAAAAAGCUAACGUGAAUGCCAGUAGGCUGCUACAAAUGCCACCCGUUGUAAAGGUACAAAAACCUAUAGAUGACGUUUUGUCUAGAGACCCAGCUCUGAUGAGUUAUGAUGCCAAGUACCUAUUCACAGACAUCACAUUUGGUGUUGCUAAUGAACACAGAAUCAUUGUGGAAAGAGACUUAGAUGGCACAUUACGAAGCUGUGAUCAUGAUGUAAGGAAACGAUUAAAUCAGGUGUACUUCCCAAUGAACGGACGGAAGUUAAAAGAACCGUUAAUGUUUACCGAGCAGGAAAAUUUCAAUAGCCUCUUGGAGAGACAAAAAUAUGAGUUUAUUCUCGAUAGAGCCUGUGUUCAGUAUGAGCCGGAUGAAGCAGCGUAUCAGAGAAUCACUAGUAUCACAUACCAGCAUGUUGAUUUGAACAAGAACUACAAUUUGUUAAGAUCAACAAGACAUUUUGGGCCGUUGACAUUUUACCUGACAUGGCAUCAGAGUAUGGACGGUCUGAUGUUGGAGAUCUUGCAGAGUGGCAUCGUCAGGGAUGCCGUGGUAUUAACAGCGUUGCGGCACGCCAUACAUGGAGAUGUAGAGGAAGGAGACGCUGCACGUGCCUUGGCAGAACAAAUUUUACCAACACCGGUACAGCUACGCAAACCUGAAAGCAUCACUGAGUUAGACAUACAGAUCGACAGCAAAUGUAUUCAAUGCGUAGAGAAAUACAUAAAGAGUAACUCAGCGAUGAAGAGCCAACACGAGCUGGCGCUGCAAGGGUUUAGGGAAGAUUACCAGCAACUCAUAGACCUCACCCGCGGACUGAAGAAAGCGCACGGACACGCGUGAAGGGAUUUUAGUGAAUUCAUUAAAUUAUUAGCCAAGUAA
This is a messenger RNA of Manduca sexta (tobacco hornworm), 1167 nucleotides long. It is a transcript of the gene mRpS22, whose product is annotated as 28S ribosomal protein S22, mitochondrial. The record is from RefSeq and is a predicted model, not a curated record. Gene Ontology annotation, cellular component: mitochondrial small ribosomal subunit. Gene Ontology annotation, molecular function: structural constituent of ribosome. NCBI's taxonomy places the organism in Eukaryota, Metazoa, Arthropoda, Insecta, Lepidoptera, Sphingidae.